AUGGCAGACUUUGUGCCCAAAACCAAAGAAGACGAAGAAAAUGAGCUCCAGAGGUACAAAGACCUCGUUUCAAGCUUUCCAAAAGAGGAAGGUUGGGGAUUUGAGAAGUAUAUCUGCCAGUACCAAGGCUUCUGGUAUGUAGAUAAACAUUGCCAAGCAGUUCUUGCAGUCCAAGACCACUUCAAGGCUCGUUCUAGUGAUAUAAUCCUUGCAACCAACCCUAAAUCAGGUGCUACAUGGAUCAAAGCCCUUGUCUUUGCCACUGUUAACCGCAGUAACUACUCCAUUGACAACCAUCCCUUACUCUCCCAGAACUCCCAUUUUCUGGUUCCAUUUCUAGAGAUAAGCCCUUACCAAAACCAAAUCCCUGACCUUGAAAUCCUUCCCUCUCCCAGGCUCUUUGCAACUCACAUAUCUUACAAUUCCCUACCACAAAGCAUGAUCGAUUCCAGCUGCCGGAUAGUCUAUCUUUGCCGGAACCCAAAAGAUGUGUUUGUGUCAAUGUGGCAUUUUAUGAACAAGAUGAGAGAAAGGCUCUCAAAGCCACCUUUAGAUGUCAUGAAAGUAUUUGAGAGGUUCUGCAAUGGGGUUACCCAUUUUGGACCUUUCUGGGAUCAUGUGUUGGGGUACUGGAAAGCUAGCUUGGAAAGGCCUCAACAUGUGUUGUUCAUCAAGUAUGAAGAUUUCAAAGCAGACCCAGGUUUUCAUUUGAAAAGGCUAGCUCAGUUUAUGGGAUACCCUUUUUCCUAUGAAGAAGAAAAGGAAGGGUUGGUUGAUGAGAUCUUGAGGUUGUGUAGCUUUGAGAAUAUGAGUAGUCUUGAGGUGAACAAGACUGGAGAAGCCCCAAUGGGUGCUUUUAAAAAUGAAGCUUUCUUUAGGAAAGGUAAGGUUGGAGACUGGGAAAAUUAUUUGACAUCUGUGAUGAUUGAACGGUUGGACCAGAUCACAGAAGAGAAGUUCCAUGGUUAUGGCCUCAAGCUUUGA
Molecule: messenger RNA, 984 nt
Organism: Macadamia integrifolia
Lineage: Eukaryota; Viridiplantae; Streptophyta; Magnoliopsida; Proteales; Proteaceae
Product: cytosolic sulfotransferase 8-like
Exons: 1
Coding region: 1-984 (327 amino acids)
Biological process (GO): sulfation
Cellular component (GO): cytoplasm
Molecular function (GO): sulfotransferase activity
Source: RefSeq, a predicted model, not a curated record